Adelges cooleyi (spruce gall adelgid) is the source of this 640-nucleotide messenger RNA. Its product is annotated as cytochrome c oxidase subunit 6A2, mitochondrial-like. The record is from RefSeq and is a predicted model, not a curated record. Gene Ontology annotation, cellular component: mitochondrial inner membrane. The transcript is spliced from 3 exons. Gene Ontology annotation, biological process: mitochondrial electron transport, cytochrome c to oxygen. The coding region runs from base 129 to 491 and encodes 120 amino acids. Gene Ontology annotation, molecular function: enzyme regulator activity. Lineage: Eukaryota; Metazoa; Arthropoda; Insecta; Hemiptera; Adelgidae.
AUUAGCCUGAGUUCACAAUUUUUCUCAGUUUUGUAUCAUUGUCCGAACGGCGCUCCUAGUUAAAACAAAAAUAGAAGAAUUUUCAUAAUUAAAAUAUUAAUCAUUCAAUUUUACAUUCGGAACUAACAAUGGCGUUGAGAGUAUUUUCAAGAAAAUUUUCCUCUAGCAAACAAUUGCGUGCAGUUAUAGAAGAACAGUUCACCAAAGAAAAACUAAAUGAAUUCAACAAACCAGAAGUCCUCCAAGGUGUUAAAAUGUGGAAGAAUUUUACUUUCUAUUUGGCAUUGCCUGGUUGCCUACUAGCUUCCAUAUAUUGUAUUGGUGCUCAUUUGGAACACGAAAAACAUGUAAAGCGAUCAGAAUUUGUGCCAUACGAACACUUGCGUAUUAGAACACGGCGCUUCCCAUGGGGAAAUGGAGACCAAACAUUUUUCCACAAUCCAAAAUUGAAUGCCACAUCUCAAGGUUAUGAAGUUGACGAGGAAAAAUAGCGCUCAGAAUUUUUCUCCGCAGAAUAUUAUAAUAUUUAGUUAUGUAAUUAAUAUUACCUUCAGUCUUAAUGUUUAUUGCAAUGAAUCUACAUUGUACGAUAGUGGUGUGUCUUAAAAAAAAAAAUACAUUCAUGUCUAUACAACUCAAA